Vicugna pacos (alpaca) is the source of this 1862-nucleotide messenger RNA. The record is from RefSeq and is a predicted model, not a curated record. Lineage: Eukaryota; Metazoa; Chordata; Mammalia; Artiodactyla; Camelidae.
GUGUGUUAAUCACAGCACGCCUACUUGAGACAUCCUGGGAAAUCCCUAUCUGGAAGAGAAGAAAAGUUAAAAUCACCAUUGCUGUGCUUAUUCUGUGGAAUUUGUGGACAGAGUCACUUCUAUUCAUUUUCAGUGAAAUAUUGAAAAACUGUUCCUGUUAUUUUCUAUCAUGAGUUAACUGUUUGUGUGAUCUUUUUUAAAUUUGAUGUAUUUGCUCUCACUUUAAAAGAUACCGUAAGAGACAUUUUCUUUCCUUUUUUUCUUCCUACUUUCCAAGACUCCAGGAAAAACAGCUUCCGUGGCAACUUGCGUCCAGAGCACAACUAGAAUGAGUGGUGCAGAAAGUUGUACAGAGCUUGCAGAGUGUGCUCAAUCAUCAAGAAGAAAGAACUUACCAAAUCCUCUUGAACAAAAGAUAAAGUACCUGGAACAACAGAGGAAAGAGCUCCUGGAAGUUAACCAGCAAUGGAAUCAGCAGUUUAGAAGCAUGAAAGAGUUAUAUGAAAGAAAGGUUGCAGAGCUGAAAACGAAACUGGACGCGUCCGAGAGGUUCCUGGGCACGCUGGAGGAGGAGCGGCUGCAGAGUCAGAGGGAGAUUGACAGGCAACACCGCCGGACCCGGGAGAGGCUGCGGCGCGAGGAGAAGGAAAAGGAGAGCCUAAACAAAGAAUUACAUGAACUGAAGAAAGAGAAUAAGCUUUUGAAGGAAAAAAAUGCUCUCGCAAACCAGAAGAAGCAACAUUUCGAAUGCGAAAUAAAACGCCUCAAUAAGGCUCUGCAGGAUGCCUUGAAAAUGGAGUGCUCUUCACCUUCUGAGGACUGUUUGGGGAAGUCUGAAGCGGAGUGCAGCCGUGAGGAGAUGCGGACAGAAAUGGAGGUCCUCAAACAGCAGGUGCAAAUAUAUGAAGAAGACUUCAAAAAGGAGCGAUCAGACCGAGAAAGACUUAAUCAAGAAAAGGAAGAGCUACAACAAAUUAAUCAAACUUCUCAAUCCCAGUUGAAUAAGCUGAAUUCUCAGAUCAAAGCUUGUCAGAUGGAGAAAGAAAAACUAGAAAGGCAAUUAAAACAGCACCAUUCUCCUCAGAUGUAUUUCCCAACCUGUAACUGCGGCUUGAAGCUCCCUGUAUGGGAUCCACGUGGACCGGCAGUUCCUGGGGCCGUGCGGGAUCUGCAGCAGCACCCACCGGACUAUCAGUGGUAUGCUCCUGACCAGUUUCCGCCAGAUGUGCAGCACAAGGCAAAUGGUUUCACAGAAAAGAAAGUCAGCCAGUAGACGCGCACACAGCGGAGGAGCGCGCGGGCCCGGGGGGAGCCUGGCGGCGCCCCCACCCCCACCCCCACCCCGCUCUGCCGCGGCCGUGUCUGCGCUGCUGCCGCUCGGCUGCUGCGCUCCUGGGGCGCGCUGAGGGUCCCCUCUGGCACGGAUGCGGCCGCGGCCGCGACGGCCGAGGUGCUGACCAGGUCCGGGGAGCCGGACUCUACAGCCGUCACAGCUCCCAGUUUCCUCCCAGUGAGGUUUGCCGACGGAUUCUGCGCCGCUCCCCCAAGUUUUCCUCCGCACCUCGCUGCUGGAUUUACAGGGAUGAUUUCGUGAUAUCAGCACCUCCACUUGGGGGUGCAAUGAUAUUGCAUGUUGAUUUAAAUAUUUAAAAAUUUCCCCUUGGGGGAAACUUUUCUGCAGCUUUAAAACUUUAAUAUUUGCUCCCAUUAUUUUUAUAGGGGCUUAAUUCUUCAGCCAGUGUAACUAGAUGCUAUGUUCAUCGUUGUUGGUCUUCGUGAUCUGGCAAAUAGGAUUGAAGAGGUGUAUAUAUUUCCUUAAACUAAAUGAGUACUUCAGCCUGAAUAAAAUGGUAAACUUGGAA